Messenger RNA from Phanerochaete carnosa HHB-10118-sp, 2001 nucleotides. RefSeq lists its product as uncharacterized. NCBI's taxonomy places the organism in Eukaryota, Fungi, Basidiomycota, Agaricomycetes, Polyporales, Phanerochaetaceae. The transcript has 3 exons. Bases 89 to 1549 code for a protein of 486 amino acids. Gene Ontology annotation, molecular function: DNA-binding transcription factor activity. The record is from RefSeq and is a predicted model, not a curated record. Gene Ontology annotation, biological process: regulation of DNA-templated transcription.
CGACUUCAAGACGCUGUAUCCGACACGACUUCCUCACUAAUACUUACCCAACUCGACCAUAAUCAUGAACGUUAUAACACCACUCAAUAUGUCGCACCUCAUUCAUAGCGACGCACCCUUGUCGCCCUUCUCGGACUGGGACCACGCGCACCAAUACUCGCCCACCAGUCUCGAGUUCCCGCCCUCGCUGCACUUCAACUACGCUUCCCUCCCGUCGCCUUCUCGCUCCGUCGGCUCGACCAGCUCUGGCUCGCCUCUCUCCGUAUCACGGGUCCUCCGCGGCCGCAUGAGCCCUGACGACCUCGACAAUGAGCAGCUCUGCCUGCCCACAUCUCAGGUCUUUGACAUGAGCUAUGCGCCGUCUCCAGACGCCUACUCCUCGUCGCCAGCAAGCGUACAAGAAGCGUUGCCGCCAGUGCAGGCGCCCGCCGCGUCGAGUAUGGUCCCAUGCAAACGGUCUUCGAGCGUUGCCUCUUCGGUAUCCAAGAAGCCUCGUUCGACGAUGAGCACCAAGGACUUUGUUCCUCCAGACGUUACGGGCUUGAGCAAGCGCGAGGCGCGUCUGGUCAAGAACCGCGCUGCGGCAUUCUUGAGCCGGCAACGGAAGCGGGAGGAGUUCGAGAGCAUGGAGCAUCGCGUCACGGAGCUCGAGCAGGAGAACGCUCGGUUACUUGCGCUCGCGCAGAACAACGUAAAGCAAGAAUCACCGCAAGAGCUGGUGUCGGAGGUGGAGCAACUGCGGGCACAACUUGCCGCGGCACAGAAGCGCGAGCAGGAGCUCAGUGAGGCUCUCUCGCAAAAUGGCGAGUUGCCGGCAAAGAUCAAAGCGGAAGCUAUCGAAUCUCAACUAUCACUCUCGUCUUUACGGGGUCCGUCGCAGAUGCUCAACAAGAGCAGUGCUAGCCUCGGUCUCAUGGUUUUACUCUGCGCGCUUCCAUCUCUGCUUUCCCUUCCAACACAUUCUGCCAUUCCCGCAACGUUCUCGCUUCCGCUUUCGAAUGCGAACUCUAUCCAAGCCGCCUCGUCCGCGUUCGAUAUGAACUCUCUCGUCACCGGAGACUUUGACUGGCUCGGGUCGGCCAGCGUGAUGGAUCUCGACAUCGAUAGCCACGGCCGCAUUACCCCCGGCAGCUUCAGCGCGCCGGGCAGCAGCAGUGGGCUGAAGAAGCUCGAGUUUGUCGACGUCGACACCGAAGCCCUCGGCCUCAGCGGCCUCGACAUCUCCUUCGACGCGACGCCCUCGCACGACGGCAAGAUCCGGGUGCGCAUCCACCCACCCUCAGCCGACCUGCAACAGCAACACAUCGAGGAUGACCAGUCGAUGUGGGGCGGAAGCGAGAAGAGCGACGACCCGUUCCUGGGCGUCGGCAGCGAGUUCGGUGUCCCCAUGGAUGCCGUUAACGUGCCCCAGAGCGCAUCUACCUUCGACUUCGACUACGGCGUGCCUCAGCAGCAGCAGCAACAGCAGCUCCGCCGUGUGCGCAUUGCACUCAGGACUGUGCCAGGCGAGGGUCGCGAGGGCGGCGAGUGGGAGGUCCAGCUGUGCUGAUCGCCCUUUCUUCUCUUCUUGGAUUGAAAUGGAACCACUGGGUGUUUCAAAGGAUUUCUUUUUCGCCUUUUCCUGCCAUUUGCUAUCUCUCCUCGUUCUCCAUUACAGCCCUAUUGCGCGUCGCAUGCCACGGCCAUUGCCCCUGGCGGCGCUCGCGUCGGUCCUUACACCAUCGAAUCAACACCACCAAUAAACGACCUGUCAUCAUUAAACUGGAGUACACCCGUAUACUUGUAUUUUCGCAUCUUUGCUAAUUAUCUCGGAUGUCCCAUACCUCUUGCACAUCCUGCCGGUUAUGCAUUUCCGUUAUCUCCCAUGCCUUCUCGCAUACAUCUCCUUUGGGCUUUGGUUUGGUUUGGCAAAAGUAAUGUAGACGCCAUGUCGUCGGAUGACUUGUUUGUAACUGAUACAGCAGGUCCUCAGCAUAUGAACUAGGUACUAGAUAUAGCCAA